Ipomoea nil (Japanese morning glory) is the source of this 602-nucleotide messenger RNA. RefSeq names its product methyl-CpG-binding domain-containing protein 7-like. The coding region runs from base 1 to 597 and encodes 198 amino acids. The transcript has 3 exons. NCBI's taxonomy places the organism in Eukaryota, Viridiplantae, Streptophyta, Magnoliopsida, Solanales, Convolvulaceae. Gene Ontology annotation, molecular function: DNA binding. The record is from RefSeq and is a predicted model, not a curated record.
AUGGAGAAAUCCAACUCUUCCUCUUUCACAUCAUCAAACUCAUCACGCCCACUGUUCAGUCUGCCGGAGGGUUGGGGUGUUGAAGAAAUCCCUCGCUCCUAUGGCUCCAAAUUUGACAGGUAUUACUUAGAGCCGGAGACCGGAAAAAGGUUCAGAUCAUUGAGAGAAGUGGAGAGACACCUCAAUGGAGAAACAGUUACUCGCAGACAACAAAAAUCCCCUCAACUCAUUGCAUCCAAUCCUCCCGAGAUAAUAGAAGAGUGGUUUGAGAGGCCUCCAUCGAAAGUGAAUUGGGCUCUCGCUAGUGCUAAAGGGGAUGCUUGGAAUCCUAUGGUCGGUGAUACAUUGAUCUCGGAAGCCGUGAAACAACAAUGGAGGAAGAGAUUUGUGUCGGCCAUGGACAACCAUGAGAGCUCUGCUGCAGUUAUCCCAACAGAGCCGCCACCGCAAUUAACGGAACAGCCGCCGCAAGUACCGGAAAACAUUCAACAAACUCAAUCAGGGGAAGACGGAAGGCAAGACGAAGGAGGACUACUAAGGCGUUCUUCUCGCACCAAGAAACUAGCAUAUCAUCACCAGGAUUUCAUCUAUCUUUAGAUGAU